Messenger RNA from Fulvia fulva, 1566 nucleotides. RefSeq lists its product as uncharacterized. Bases 1 to 1566 code for a protein of 521 amino acids. The record is from RefSeq and is a predicted model, not a curated record. Gene Ontology annotation, cellular component: membrane. NCBI's taxonomy places the organism in Eukaryota, Fungi, Ascomycota, Dothideomycetes, Mycosphaerellales, Mycosphaerellaceae. Gene Ontology annotation, biological process: xenobiotic detoxification by transmembrane export across the plasma membrane. The transcript has a single exon. Gene Ontology annotation, molecular function: antiporter activity; xenobiotic transmembrane transporter activity.
AUGGAGGGCAUACAAGAUGACUUCAAGGGUGCUCAUACCUGGCUGCCACGAUUCCUGAAACCCAACAGAGCCAAACGUGCUUCGACCUCGAAACCGGCAGAUGAGACCACAUCUUUGCUUCCUGAACCAGAAGACGAGGAACCAUUCGAGAGCGACAUAUCAGAGAUUGAAGAUGCUCCAUGGCACAAGAGGAUCUUACCAGAGUUUUGGAUACUUUUCAAAGGCUCUAUCCCGGUCAUUCUUGCCUACACUUUGCAAAACUCAUUGCAGACCAUCUCAGUACUGAUCGUUGGGCGAGUCAGCCCUGAAGCAUUGGCUGUAGCUGCUUUCAGCUACAUGUUCGCCAUGGCCACUGCAUGGCUUAUUGGCAUGGGAGGGACGACAGCUAUUGACACACUGGCAUCGGCAUCUUUCACGGGUAGCAAGAACAAGCACGAUCUUGGCAUUAUCCUGCAACGAGCCUUCGUGGUCUUAACCGUAUUCUACAUCCCCGUCGCUGUCCUCUGGCUUUGCUCCGAACCAGUCUUCAAAUCGCUCGGGCAAGAGGACUACAUUGCUCGAGACUCAGCCCAAUUCCUCAGUAUGUUGAUACCAGGCGGCUUCGGCUAUAUCUACUUCGAGUGCAUGAAGAAAUAUCUACAAGCGCAACAAAUUAUGCGCCCUGGAACCUACGUGCUUCUGAUCACGUCUCCUUUCAAUGCUGGACUCAACUAUCUCUUCAUAUACACCUUCAAGCUCGGCCUCAUGGGUGCGCCACUUGCAACAGGAAUCAGCUACUGGCUGUCUUUCUUGCUCUUGCUGGCCUACUGCAGAUUCGUUGCUGGCUAUGAAUGUUGGGGCGGCUUGGAUCGCCGCUGCUUUAAUAACAUUCUGAGCUUCGCGCGCAUCGCAAUACUUGGUGUCGUUCAUGUCGGCACCGAGUGGUGGGCCUUCGAGAUCGUUGCUAUUGUGGCUGGACAAUUGGGCACGAUCCCCCUUGCUGCGCAGUCCGUGAUCAUGACCGCUGAUCAAGUUUUGAACACAAUUCCAUUCGGCGUUGGAGUUGCAACAUCGUCAAGAAUCGGAAAUCUACUCGGAUCAAAGAGCGCCAAAGGCGCUGCCUUAUCAGCCAAUACUGCUGCCGUGCUCUCGAUGGUUCUGGGCGCCAUCGUGCUAGCAAUUUUGAUGGCUACCAAGAACAACUUCGCGAGACUCUUCAACGACGACGACCAAGUAGUCAGACUCACUGCCGAAGUGCUUCCGUACGUGGCACUCUUCCAGAUCGCGGACGGUCUCAACGGAUCAUGCGGUGGCGCUUUGCGUGGCAUGGGUAGGCAGCAUGUUGGUGCCAUUGUCAACGUUGUCAGCUACUACUGUGGUGCUUUACCACCCGGCAUCUACCUCGCGAAGCAAGGCGGCUGGGGCCUCGCCGGUCUUUGGGUGGGACAGUGCAUCGCGCUCUAUCUCGUUGGCAUCAUCGAAUGGGCAGUCGUGGCAUUCAGUAACUGGGAAAAGCAGGUUGAGAACGCCUUCCGCCGAAUGGACCAUGACGAUGUGACCGAACAGGGCGAUGGAGAUAGGCUGUGA